This is a messenger RNA of Chelonoidis abingdonii (Abingdon island giant tortoise), 1069 nucleotides long. Lineage: Eukaryota; Metazoa; Chordata; Testudines; Testudinidae. The record is from RefSeq and is a predicted model, not a curated record.
GGCGCUGCACUGCAGAGGGGCAUGCUGGCGGUGGGGCUGCGCUUCCCCCAGCGCUGGGAGUUGAGUGACUCGGAGCGGGUUCCUGCCUCCCUACAGCCCGGUACGGAGCAGCUGAUGGCCUCGGGGGACGAGCUCUCCGGGUUGCUUUUCUGUGAAAGGGAAAUUAUGGGUUCUGAAGAGAAUAACAAUGAAUUGUAUAAAAUAACCACUUCUCAGCAAGCAAUUGCCUCUUGUUGUGGAGCUAUUGUUACAUCACUCUUGGUGACACCUCUUGAUGUUGUCAAAAUUCGACUGCAGGCCCAAAGCAAUUCAUUCGCUAAUGGAAAAUGUUUUGUUUACUCCAAUGGCCUUAUGGAUCAUGUAUAUGUCUGUGAGGAUGGAAAAAGCAAAGCCUGGUAUAAGAAACCUGGCCAUUUCAGAGGGAUGUUGGAUGCAUUUGUGAAAAUUAUUAAACUAGAGGGUAUUAAAUCACUGUGGAGUGGACUUCCUCCAACGUUAAUAAUGGCAGUUCCAAGUACAGUAAUUUAUUUUACCAGCUACGAUCAACUGAGUGAAGUUUUGAUAUCUAAACUAGGAAAAGACAGUGACUACAUUCCAGUUCUUGCAGGCUCCAUAAGUAGAUUGGGUUCAUUAACUGUAGUAAGUCCACUGGAGUUGAUCAGAACUAAAAUGCAGUCCCGACAAUUAUCUUACAAACAACUGCAUAUAUGCAUCAAUAAUACGUUGGCCAAAGAUGGCUGGCUUUCACUCUGGAGGGGCUGGGGUCCCACUGCUCUGCGAGAUGUACCUUUCUCAGCAAUGUACUGGUAUCACUAUGAACACAUCAAGAAGUGGUUGUGCAAGACGUUUGAUGUACGUGAACCAACAUUUUUGAUCAGCUUUACUUCAGGGGCAACAGCUGGCUCUAUUGCAGCUACAGUAACUUUACCUUUUGAUGUGGUGAAAACACACAAACAAACUGAAAUUUGGGAAUAUGAGACCUUAAACUUAUCACAGAAGAAGUCCACAUCAACAUGGACAGUAAUGAAGACAAUUGUUGCUGAGCAUGGGUUUACUGGAUUAUUUGCUG